Coregonus sp. 'balchen' is the source of this 5630-nucleotide messenger RNA. NCBI's taxonomy places the organism in Eukaryota, Metazoa, Chordata, Actinopteri, Salmoniformes, Salmonidae. The record is from the annotation of a GenBank genome assembly.
CCACCCACCCAUAGCCCAGCUCCUUACUGGGAUAGGGUUUCACUCCCUCUUGGGUGUAGAGGAGGGCAGGCACUUGGACACUCUCUAGAAUACUUUCAACUCUUCUCCUUCUUUUCUUCUUCUCUAAUUCCUGAGGAUUCUACUGAGGUAAGUCUGAGUUUGUGACAUCACUGCCCACACAAUCCCACACGCACACAGUCUUUCACACACACAAGCAGUACAUGUCUGUGGGUUAUCUUGUUGUGAUAAUACUGAAAUGAUGCAGGACUGAUGUAGGUCUAAAUGUCACCAAGGUAGGGACAAGCUACCAGAUAGGGAGUGACUUGAGCUAUAUACCAGUUAUAGAGUUGAUUCAACAUGGGUUUAUGCCUUGCAGAGCCUGCACUGUGCUAGGCUGUGCUGUGCCAGGCGGAGAAGUCCCUGUCAGUGUGAAUCAUGUGUCAUUCCCCCUAUGACAGCAUAUCAUGUGUAUCACAGCAUGAAUGAAUGAAUAAAUGUAUCAAUGGCAUCAUAUCAACUCACAUUGGCUAGUAGCUGUAUGGAUUAUGCAAUGCUGGCAGACUGAUAAACUCUUCAACACUUACUCGAUACACCUUUGACAGCCCGUGUCAAAUCAUCGGGUACUAAUUUGAAUUGACUACAUGGUCAGCGAAUGCAAACUAUGUUCUUGGCCUUCUUGUUCUGAAACCAUUCCCAUAACAUGUCCAUCAAGCUGGAGUGGGUUAGGAAUAGAGGUGUUACGGGCAGCAGGUAGCCUUGCGGUUAAGAGCAUUGGACCAGUAACCGAAAGGUUGCUGGUUCGAAUCCCCAGCUGACUAGGUGAAAAAUCUGUCUAUGUAACCCUAAUUGCUCCUGUAAAUAGCUCUGAAUAAAAGUGUCUAUAAAAAUAAACAUUAUCUGGACAGUUCUAGAGGAGGAGCGGAGUGUUUCGAGAAUUGGGAUGAGUGUGUAUGGGAAUGUGCUGACUGAUUAUGUUUGCUGUCCUCCGGGGAGAUUUAUCUGCAGCUGAAACAGGAAUAGUGAGGGGACAGGAGCCAUUCUGCUUGGGGUAACCAGACCUUCAGCCUCAUGUUCUCCUGAAGUUGGUGGUCCUUUCCCAACGCUAACCCAGCAGAAACUCCAUAAGCCUGACAUUCUCCCACCUUAGUGGGAGCAAUAUUUAGAUAUUGAUUGUCUUUAUUGUGUACAAUAUAGACAAUCAAUUAUAUAUAUAUAUACACAUAUUUAUUUAUUUCUAUUAGAAAAUAUUACAGAGGUCCAGACCUCGGUGUCCUCAUCCGUAGUUACGGCCAUGCUUUCCCUGUCUCUGCCCAGCGGACCGUGAAGGGAUCAGGGUGUGUAUGUAUGUGGUGUGUGUGUGGUGUGUAUGUGGUGUGUAUGUGGUGUGUGUGGUGUGUGUAUAUGCUUAUGGGUUUGGCAAUUCUACGGUAACAAAGUGUUGCUGAGACUUUUCACUUUAAAAUGUAUGUCAAACAAAAAACUAUGAUUGCAAAGUUAAACAAACCAUACAACUCUAUGCGCAAGGACUACUUUUAACAAUUUCCACAGAAAUUUGUACAAAAACACAUUUACUUGUUGGACAGUGCAGAUGCAAAAUUUGGUAACAGAAUGACGGCACCAACAGCACAAACCGUCGUUGUGUUAGCCAACGUUGCAUCUGCACUGUUCUUCAAAUAAAUUUGUUUUUGUCAAAUGAUUCUGUGGACAUUUUUAAUAGUGCAUAAGGUUGUAUGGUUUGUUUAACUUUGCAAUCAUUGGUUUUAGGUUGACAUUUAUUUUAAAGUGACAAAUCUUAGUCUCAGCAUCACUCUGUCCCAAUGGAAAUGCCCUGUGUGUGCGUGUGUGUGUGUAUGUGUAUGUGUGUGUGUAUGUGUGUGUAUGUGUGUAGGUGUAAGUGUGUGUGUAUGUGUGUGUGUAUGUGUGUGUGUGUGUGUGUGUGUGUGUGUGUGUGUGUGUGUGUGUGUGUGUGUGAGUGUGUGUGUGUGUGUGUGUGUGUUGUGUGUGUGUGUGUGUGUGUGUGUGUGUGUGUGUGUGUGUGUGUGUGUGUGUGUGUGUGUGUGUGUGUGUGAGUGGUGACAGUGACACUCAGCAGAGCUGCUGUGGAACAUGUAGUAAUAAUAGCUGCAGGGUGUUGGAUUCCAGCAGGAGCUUCAAUUACUGCAGAUUAAACCAAUUACACCAACUACAGUAUGGAAUAUAGACCCACAGGCCCAGGGGCUCAAAGGCCCAGAGCCUCAGAGUAAUGGCUCCCUAGAAACCCCACCUAAAACCUUUCCUUAUGGUGUUGUGGUCCAGCAAUUAGAUGGACAGAAGUGACAAACCAUCCAGCCAUUAAUUGUGACACAGGAGGGGAAAUGACCCACCAUAAACCAGCUGAGCUGAAGGCUAGGCAUUAACACAAGUCUUCAGGUCUCAGGCAAAACAUUCAGUGAACACUAGUCACUUAUGUAGUGUGUAGCUAGCUUUAUGUGUGGCAGAGCUGGUUCGGGUAUUGACUAGGCUUUAGAUCUGUUGGCUAAAGCGGUCCAGUUAAAGCAACCAUGGCUUGAUAUCGGGUCAGUCAUGUAUCAUCAUCAUCAUCAUCAUCAGUCUGAUUGGGAUUGGUGGAUGUCACCGAUCGCGCUGUGAUUGGCUGGUGAUUUUAACUGUGUAUUUCUGAUUGGUGCAGGCUCUAGGUAUGCCUCUCUCAACUCCCGCCCCGCCUAACAAGAUGAAGAAGGCCAACAAGAUCAUUACUGAUCUGACCAACAUCACCCAGGAUGGUAUGACGCAUGCACGGGCACACACACCCACAUACACAAACACACAGACCACACACACACAGUCCUGACUUACGAGGUACUACAAGCUACAGCUCUCAGCACAGGAUUGCUUUGCCAGCUCCCAGCUUUGUGUGUGUGUGUGUGUGUAUGUGUGUGUGACUUUGUGUGACUGUGUGUGUGUGUGUGUGUGUGUGUGUGUGUGUGUGUGUGUGUGUGUGUGUGUGUGUGUGUGUGUGUGUGUGUGUGUGUGUGUGGUGUGUGUGUGUGUGUGUGUGGUGUGUGUGUGUGUGUGUGUGUUGUGUGUGUGUGUGUGUGUGGUGUGUGUAGUGUGGUGUGUGUGUGUGUGUGUGUGGUGUGUGUGUGUGUGUGUGUGUGUGUGGUGUUGUGUUAUUGUGUGGCUGGGCCUCCAGUGUUAUGAGUGAAAUCAGAGUGUGUGUAGCUGAUGAUGAGAAUGUUUUAUGGGGAUGAGAGCAGAGCAGCCAGCCAUCUGUAAAACUACAUUUGACACUUUUAUCAGAGAGAGAGAAAGAGAUAAAAGAGAGAGGGAGAGAGAGAAAGAAGAGAGAGAGAGAGAGAGAGAGAGAGACAGAGAUCUAGAUAGAGAGAGAGAGCAGAGAGAGAGAGAUAGAGACGUCGAGAUGAACUAGCUGAGAGAGCGCUCUCUCUCUCUUUGCUCGAUCUCUCAAUACCUCUAUAGCUCGAUAGCGCUCGCGCCGAGCUACUCUCAGGUGAAGAUACCACUCAAGAUACUGUAAAUGGUAAAUAUUUCCCACCUUGCUCUGAGAUAGGUUAGUUGGAAUUUUCGCCAUGUUCUUCGCAACUAUCUGCAUUUUCAGAUCUACAGUGCCUAGGAGUUGGGAGUUUAGACUAGAGGAUGUGGGGUGAAAGGGGUGAUAUGGGGCUGGGAAGAUAAUAUUGAUUGAUAAUUGAUUGGAUUAAUAUAGCCCGUUUCCAGUGCUCAAAUCACUUUACAUAGGAAAGGGGGAACUGCGAUGCUGUGUAAACUUAACAUUGGAAUCAAUGCAAUCAGGGAUAUGUAAAUUAGAGUACAUGUCAUCUCAUUCAAUGCCUGACAUUGUGUUUCCCCCUUCUACAGAUGAAGAGUCGGACCCUGAGGCAUCAGAGUUUGAUCUGGGCACUAAGAUCAAGACUCCUAAAGAUACCAUGCUGGAGGAAUUGUCUCUUAUGACCAACAAGGGAUCCAAGAUGUUCAGGAUGAGACAACAGAGGGUGGAACGCUUCAUCGUCACCAACGAGAAUAUGGUGGGGGAGUGGGGGUGGGGUGGGGUGGGUGGGUUGGGGGGGGGUGUAAGUGUAUGUGAGUGUGCUGAUCUGGCUGUGUGUGUGUGUGUCCUGCCUCCUCUAGCAGAAUCUCCAGAACCUGAUUCCGUCCUUGGGGUGUGAAAUGACGGCCCCAGCACCCGAGCCUGAACCUGAGCACAGUAGGACUAUGCACUUUUAGGACUUCUCCAUUAGUUCCAUUGUACCAAGCUAUACUGAACAAAAAUAUAAACGCAACAUUCAACAAUUUCAAAGAUUUUACAGUUCAUUGAAGGAAAUCAGUCAAUUGAAAUAAAUUCAUUAGGCCCUAAUCUAUGGAUUUCACAUGACUGGGCGACCCUCUGCACACAUUGAUAACAGUCACCCUCAAAGCACCGUUACCCGUCGCUCCUCAAAAGCCGCGGCAAGGGAAACAACUACUUCAAGGUCUCAGAGCGAGUGACGUCACCGACUGAAACACUACUAGCGCGCACCGCUAACUAGCUAGCCAUUUCACACCGGUUACAUAAACAAAUUUGUGCCCAAAAUUGGAGAGAAAUAAGCUUUUUGUGCAUGUGAAAAUUUUUUGGGAUCUUUUAUUUCAGCUCAUGAAAAAUGGGACCAACCCUUUACAUGUUGCGUUUAUAUUUUUGUUCAGUAUAAAUCAAGCACACCUAAAGUAUGUAAAACUAUUUGACAUUCAUAUGUACUGAACCGUGGUCUGAUAUCAACACCAGGGAAACAUAUACACAAACGAAAACAGUAAGAUGAUGUCAUGUUUAUCUCCCCCACAGUAGAGGAGGAGGUGUUGGAUAAGGAGGCGGAGAAAGAAAAGAGGAGGCAGCAGUAUGUGCGUACUUAUGUGUCUCCAUGGGAACGGGCCAUGAGGGGAGACGAGUCUCUGACCGCCACCAUGCACCACUGCAUGGCUGGACCACACACUCCCCACGACAUGCCCAAGUUCAAGAGCUUCAACAGGUAACACACGCAUUCACACCAACACACAUAUGCACACACUCGUGCACGCACGCACGCACACACACAAACACAUAUACAACGUUCGAAAUAAACAAAUUCAAGACCUUCAGCAGGUUACUGCUGAUGUAUUUAUUGCUAUGUAGACAUGUAUUUUGUACAUUAUGAUAUUAAUAUUUGAUUGACAGGUCGGCCCUGCCCUAUGGCGGCUCUGAGAAGGCGGGAGGCCACAUGACCUUCGAGCCUCCCGAGAUCGUAUUCGCCCCAGUGGAGCCGGAGCCUCUUCCCUCCCUGCAGAUGGACAUUAGGUCCCGCCCCUCGUUCAACCGCACCCCCAUCGGUUGGGUGUGCAACCCGGAGGACAACUCACACAUCCACAUGCAGUUGGACAACAUGCUGCCCUUCGACGGAGAGACGGACGAUCUAUAGACACACACACACACACACACUCACACUGAGGUACUGUAGACACACACUGAUGUAGACACUAGAUACACACACACUGGAGUAGACACACACACAUAUGUUGAUAUUGUAUUCGCCGCAUGUGACAAAUACAUUUUGAUUUGAUUUAUAUGCAUGAAACAUAAAUGGCUGAAGAGAAAAGAGACAGAAGACAAUGGUGAUGAUCAA